CAGGUUGGUUUUCUUGCGGUGAGUGCGCCAUACGGAAUCAGUCCACAUUGGAGCUUGGCGUUGUGUGUACAAGAAUACGAGCGUAGCACAAGAAACUUGAACGCGACGGCGGUGACGUUUUCGAUUGUUGCGCUAACGACGGCUGUUGAUGAUGAUGAUGGGUGUGAAUGGCGCGUGUGGAAUGGUGAUUAACAGCAAAAACCGCAAAGUAUCAAUGUGUGCCAAGUGAAAUUGAUAUCGGCGUAAUCAAUAGAGCAAAACAACAACAAAUUAACAACAGUUAUUAAAAAAGUUUCGUUUGGUGAAUUGUUGAAUUAAAAGUGUAUAGAAAGAAGAAUAGAAAGAUAAAAGAUUUAAUGAAAUAAAUAGUGAAAAAAUUGCGAAAAAAUAUUCAAGGUUGAUAUAACCUUGGUUUGAGACCACAACAAGCAGCUUACAUAGCUGUUCAACCGAGCUUAGCCGGUAUUCAAACUGAUACACAAAAUCUCCUCUCGCCCCACACCACAAGACAACACACAAGCGCACCGCAAAAAUGCUCGUGCCGUCGGACAUGAUAGCGGCCCAGUCCAAAAUGGUCUACCAAAUGAACAAAUAUUGCGCGGAUCGCGUCCAAGUGCGCAAAGCACAAAUCCACAAACAAAUACUCGAGGUCUGUCGCAUUGUGCAGGAUGUGCUCAAAGAGGUCGAGGUGCAAGAGCCGCGUUUCAUCUCCUCGCUCAACGACUACAACGGUCGCUUUGAGGGUCUCGAGGUGAUCUCGCCCAACGAAUUCGAAAUCGUCAUUUACCUCAAUCAAAUGGGUGUGCUGAAUUUCGUGGACGACGGCACGCUACCCGGUUGUGCGGUGCUCAAGCUCAGCGAUGGCCGUAAGCGUUCCAUGUCGCUGUGGGUGGAGUUCAUCACCGCGUCGGGUUAUUUGUCGGCGCGCAAAAUACGCUCGCGCUUUCAAACGCUGGUCGCGCAGGCGUGCGAUAAGUGCGCCUACCGGGAUAUAGUGAAAAUGAUUGCCGACACCACGGAGGUGAAGUUGCGUAUACGCGAACGCAUCAUUGUGCAGAUUACGCCCGCCUUCAAGUGUGCCGGCUUGUGGCCGCGUUCGGCCGCCCACUGGCCGCUGCCGGGCAUACCGUGGCCGCAUCCCAAUAUCGUGGCAGAGGUUAAGACUGAGGGCUUCGACAUGCUGUCGAAGGAGUGCAUUGCGUUGCAGGGCAAAAAUUCCGCCAUGGAGGGCGAUGCUUGGGUGUUGAGCUUCACCGAUGCCGAGAAUCGGCUGCUGCAAGGUGCCAGCCGUCGGCGUUGUUUGAGCAUUUUGAAGACACUACGCGAUCGACAUUUGGACUUGCCCGGCAAUCCGGUCACAUCGUACCACUUGAAGACACUACUGCUCUACGAGUGUGAGAAGCAUCCGCGCGAAAUGGAAUGGGAAGAGAAUUGCAUUGCCGAUCGCAUUAACGGCAUAUUUCUGCAGCUGAUUUCCUGCCUGCAGUGCCGUCGUUGUCCACACUAUUUUCUACCGAAUAUGGAUCUGUUCAAGGGCAAGUCGCCCGGCGCGCUGGAAAAUGCGGCGAAGCAAGUGUGGCGCCUCACACGAAUCAUGCUGACCAAUGCGCGCUGCUUAGAGGAGUUAUAAAAUUGUUACAAUUAUUAUUUGCGUUAAUUUGUAAGAAAUUAAAAGUUAAUUAAGUAAUUUAUAAAGGGUAGCUGUUUUAAGUUAGGGUGGAUUAACAAAUUUCUAGGUUGCUAAUUUAAGUGGAAAAGUAGUGAAAGAAGAUAUUUUAAAUGCAAUUUUUUUCUUUAAUUU
This is a messenger RNA of Bactrocera tryoni, 1801 nucleotides long. It is a transcript of the gene mab-21, whose product is annotated as protein mab-21. Bases 533 to 1630 code for a protein of 365 amino acids. The transcript has 2 exons. The record is from RefSeq and is a predicted model, not a curated record. Lineage: Eukaryota; Metazoa; Arthropoda; Insecta; Diptera; Tephritidae.